This is a messenger RNA of Mesorhabditis belari, 324 nucleotides long. NCBI's taxonomy places the organism in Eukaryota, Metazoa, Nematoda, Chromadorea, Rhabditida, Rhabditidae. The record is from the annotation of a GenBank genome assembly.
AUGUGUAUCGAUCCGGUUCUUCAACAUGUGAAAGACAAGAGGAAUGUCAUUCUUUUUGGAAUUGAAUCACAUGUCUGCAUCUUGCAAACAGCACUUGAUUUGCUUGAAAACAAUAUAAAUGUUCAUGUGGUUGUUGACGGGACGAGCAGUCGAACACAAGAAAGCAGAAAGUAUGCUUUCAAGCAAAUGAAACAAGCGGGCGCGGUGCUGACAACGAGUGAAAGUGUCAUUUUGGGGCUCCUUGAUGGAGCUGAUCAUCCAAAGUUUAGAGAAGUUCAAAAGUUGAUCCUCCAAAGCGCACCGGUUACAGAUCUUUGCAAGUUG